This is a messenger RNA of Dentiscutata erythropus, 1217 nucleotides long. The record is from the annotation of a GenBank genome assembly. NCBI's taxonomy places the organism in Eukaryota, Fungi, Glomeromycota, Glomeromycetes, Diversisporales, Gigasporaceae.
ACGGAUUCGGUCUUGAAAUUCUUGUAAAAGGACGCCCUCUUCCUGAGAUAGUUCAACCUAUUACAACCUUAGAUAUACCUACAACUACUGGACCUUCUUUCGUUUUUGAAGAAAGAAACAAAAAAUGGAAAAUAAGGCAAAUAUUUCCACACGCUGGAGUGCAGUUCUCUAUUAGAUUCUCCUCGACUAAAGCAACACCACAUGACCCUAUAAUGGCUUUCAUAGUUGUGGAUGGUCAAUUAGAUUAUCGAUAUAUCGAGCUUUACAAUUCUGGUGCCUAUUUGAGAGAUCACUUUGUGAGCGCUUACAGAGAUUUCCGGUAUUACUUCAAGUUUGACAAAACGAUGUGGUCCGAUGAAUUCCAUAAAGUCUAUAGUGAUCCUUCUCAAACGAUAUCAUACGGUGGAAUCGGUGCCAUCUCAGUAUACUUUUAUCGAGCGACCCCAAUUUUUGAGCUUGUUGGAGAGAUUCCAAAUUUCCAAUUACAUCAAAAGAUUUUACCCGAGAGAAGGACGAUGGCAUCAAUUGGACUUUCUACCAGUUUUCAACCUAUGUGGGUUCCUGAUAAUAUGAUGCCUAACGUUAAUUUUCUUAGACCAAGAUCCAAUUCUCCGAUCGCAGUUCUUCACUUACAUUAUCGUCCUGCUUCAUCAAUAAUUUUAACGUCAGGUGCUAUGCUACCAGAAGUCAAGGUGAAGCAAGAAAUUAUUGAAGAUAGGAAUUUACAUUCUGAAGAAUCUAGUAAUGAAACUGAUCCCGAACACGCUUCUAAUUUAAAAAGAAAUGAUAAAACAUCACCUACCUUGAAGGUUGAUGAUUUGCAAGAGCAUUUCAUAGAAGGGUAUAUUAAAGUGGAAGAGAAUGCACAAAAAUUUUUGGUAAAUGGAAAAAUCGAAGUCUCAAAUUACGGUGGGCUUGCAUCAAUUACCAACUUGAUUAAUGAUUAUGCAAGUGACACAAUAUCAUCCCUAGAUUCAAUUCGAGUUGAAACACCAGAAACAGACACUACAUUUAGUGAUGAAAAAGUAGGGAAAAUAAAACUCGAAGGUUCGAAUUCGCCGGCACCAAAAACACAUUGCAGACGUGAAAGACCUAAAUCAAAUAAAAGUCGGUACUUACGAGGAAAACGAGGAAAUGGAGCCUUACGGAAACAAAAACAUGGACGUUCUCGCUUUCAUAAUCGCAGAUGGGAUAAACCAGCUGAAAAGAAAGAAUAA